ACUCACUUAAACUCUUCAAAACACACGCUAACUAGAAGUAAUGGCACUUGGUGGAAAGGCAACAGUGGUGCUACUCCUUUGCGCCAUGGUAGCAAACGCCGUCGAGGGUGAGGUGGUGACCUGCCAGAUGGUGGUCAGUAGCAUAAAACCGUGUGUUGGCUACCUCACCAUAGGAGGUCCACCGCCACCCUCAUGCUGUAAUGGGGUAAGCUAUCUCAACAAGGCUGCAGCAACCACCCCCGACCGCCAGACCGCUUGCAAGUGUCUGAAACAAGCCGCCACCAUGUUGCCAGGGCUCAACCUUGAUGCCGCUGGGAGCCUGCCCGUGAAAUGUGGCGUCUACAUCCCCUACGAGAUCAGCCCUGAUACUGACUGUGCAACGGUGCAAUGAAGUGGUAACGAGAAAGGCGCAUGUUUAAGAACCAGUAGAAUAUUGAAUAAGGUUGGCGAUAAUCGUGUCACGUACUUGUGUCCGUCUCCAGAUAGCUAGCUAUCAUGUACUCUUGCAGGAUGUUCAUCCUCUGGUAGUAUGCGUCUAGCUUGUAUGUUUUUUUUUCGUUGGUUGUAUUUGGUGCUUGCUCUUGUUUGUCACGUUCAAUAAAUCUCGUU
Messenger RNA from Lactuca saligna, 609 nucleotides. NCBI's taxonomy places the organism in Eukaryota, Viridiplantae, Streptophyta, Magnoliopsida, Asterales, Asteraceae. The record is from the annotation of a GenBank genome assembly.